CGCAUCUUUUGCGUUCCGUGUGUUCGCGCUUCUUCGUCCAAGCUCACUUGCUCAGAACUGCAGCCAGCGGUCGGUCCACAGGUCGGUCAGUCAGCGGAUCCCUUCCAAGACACACGUCUGUCGGCAGCAGCGGUUCCCUCCCUUCCUCAUCACUCACGUCACAUCGCAUCGCAUCACCGCCAGUCAGUCAGUCAGUCAGUCAGCAUGUCGAGUUGGGAUGACGACGACUUCGACGUCGACCCGGCCGGCGUCGCAACAAAGAAGAUCAACGAGGAGGAGGAGGACGUCCUGGACGACUGGGAGCAGCACGACGACCAACCCACCGCACCAGCCGCACCAGCACCGCCACCGUCAGCGUCAGCGUCAGCCCAGCCAGCCAGCAACGGCACCCUCCCCGCCAAGAGCAAGCCACCAGCCAAGAAGGAGCCGGCGGAGGAGGCCUAUGUCGCCCUGGACGAUCCACUCGCCGAGAAACUGAGGCGGCAGAAGCUCGAAGAGCAGUCCAACGACAUCUUGGCGGCCGACCUGUUCGCCGGCUGUCCCCGUCCAGAUCCGUCAUCAGGGAGGGGUGGGGAGGGCAACUCGACGGCAGCGUCAACCUCUGCGGCCGACGGUGUCAAGGAGAGGGGUAAGGCCACCAAAGUGGGAGGAACUGGGAAGGACAAGGGCGUGGCCAAGGACCUCUUCGACGACGUGUCCUUCAAGAGCACCAAGGACCUCGAGGCCUUCGCAGCCAAGCUGAGCGACAAGAUCGUGGCCAGCCCGGUCAAGUCGGCGGGGUGGUUCCGCUUCCUGGACUUGGUGCUGCGUGACGCCCAGGGCAAGCUGGACGCCAAGGACUGCAAGAAGCUGAUAUCGAAGCUCAACGAGUACAUCUCGCUCAAGGAGACGGCCAAGCGGCAGGCCGAGGACGCCAAGAAGAAGCCCAACAAGGUCAAGAUGGACGCCAAGGACGAGAUGGACAUCAUGUAUGGCGAGGGUGCCGAGGAGGAGUACGAGGAGGACGAUGAGGAGUACUACAAGGACUUUAUGUAGGGCGGGAGGGGGACUGGGCACCACCCAACCAAAUCCAUCCGGUGAGCGAGCAGGCAGACACAAGGCAAGGCGGGGAGGGGAAGCGUCGUGUGCAUGGCAUGUUGGGUUGGGUGUGGUGGUGGUGUUUGUGUGUCAGGUUUUCCUCUCGUAACAGCUUGAUUUGCUAGUGGGACGUGUCGGCCAUCCUUCCACGUAUCCAUCCAUCCAUUCAGCUAUCGCUCUCGUGCCUUUCUUGUCUACCUACCUCCCCUGACAGCUGUACAGGCGUCGAUCUUGCUUUUUCAACCAAUCUGCACCGUGCGCCAGGUGCUGCUGCGCGCCUCCUACAUCCUCGUGCUGCUACUUCGGGGCGGCUCUCAGGGCACUGAGUGCCGCCUUGUAGUAGCAGCAGGAGAGUGCAGGAGGCAGCAGCAGACAGAGCACCUUUGUGUCGUGUGCAGCUAGCUGACUGUGAGGUGUUUGCUCGUCCGUCUGUUGAUCGAUCUGGGUGGCUGCAUAGCUACUCGUCAUGACCAUGACUACCUGACUCUCUCGUCCGUCUCUCUCUCUCUCUCUCUCUCUCUCUAUCUCUCUGUGUAUGUGCUCCCAAUGGCGAUGUCAGGUGCUGGAUGGAUGGCUGGAUGGCUGGCUGGCUGCACGUCUCUUGGUUGGCAGGUUUUGUUGUCUGUCUGGCUUGUCCAUCGAGCAUUUUUGGGAUGGGCUCUUCUCGAUUGCGGUGUUUGGUCUGGCUGCUCUUGCUUGGCCUUGACAGCCACUCAUUGGGCGCUUUGCACAGCGCCCGUGGGUAAGAUGUCAUGGCCCUGCCUGGGCAACCAGACAGAGAGCACCGGUCGGUCGAGAGAGACGAGAACGGACUACAGAUGAGGGAGGAAGGUGUGUGGAUGUCGUGUGGGUGGCCCGUCAUCCAUCCUGUGCCUCCGUGUGUGCGUGGUUCCAUGGGUUGCAUGUCAAAUCGAGACCUUUCUGUGGUGGUGUUGCGUGUCGUGAUCCAUCUUGACCCAUCAACACAUUUCAUGUACCCAUCCGAUGGCCAAUAAAUGAACCAAUGCAUUCGUGU
Messenger RNA from Vitrella brassicaformis, 2092 nucleotides. Lineage: Eukaryota; Vitrellaceae. The record is from the annotation of a GenBank genome assembly.